Molecule: messenger RNA, 1758 nt
Organism: Purpureocillium lilacinum
Lineage: Eukaryota; Fungi; Ascomycota; Sordariomycetes; Hypocreales; Ophiocordycipitaceae
Biological process (GO): fatty acid metabolic process
Molecular function (GO): FAD binding; oleate hydratase activity
Source: RefSeq, a predicted model, not a curated record
AUGUAUUACAGCAGCGGCACCUAUGAAGCUCAUGCCAGGCCACUGAAGCCCCAGGGCGUCGACGACAAACAUGCCUGGAUCGUCGGGUCCGGCCUGGCGGGCCUGUCGACAGCAGCGUUCCUGGUCAGAGAUGCGCAGAUGCCCGGCAAGAACAUCACAAUCCUCGAGGAGAUGCACAUCCCCGGCGGCGCUCUGGAUGGGCUCAAUGUGCCGGAGAAAGGAUUCGUCAUUCGCGGUGGCCGCGAGAUGGAGCCACAUUUCGAGUGCGUCUGGGAGCUAUUUCGGUCUGUCCCAUCCAUCGAAGAGAAGGACGCCAGCGUUCUUGACGAGUUUUACUGGCUGAACAAGCGCGAUCCCAACUUCUCCCUCCAGCGGGCGACCGUGCAGCAAGGCAAAGACGCAGGGACCGGCAAGUUCUUCACAUUGACCGACGACGCGCAAAAGGAAUUAUUCCAGCUGUUCCUUGCGACGCGCAAGGAUGUGGAGAACAAGCGCAUUGACGAGGUCUUUGGCAAAGACUUUUUUGACAGCAACUUUUGGCUCUAUUGGCAGACGAUGUUUGCGUUUCAAACAUGGCACUCUGCGUUAGAGAUGAAGCUGUACCUCCAUCGAUUCAUCAACCACAUCCAGGGCCUUCCCGACUUCUCGACGCUCAAGUUUACAAAGUACAACCAGUACGAGUCGCUGGUGCUGCCGCUGAGGAAGUACCUCGAGGAUCACGGCGUGACGUUCCAAUUCCACACUGAAGUCCUCGACGUCGACUUUGAGAUCACCGAGGACGAGAAGCGAGCAACAAGGAUUCACUGGAUGCGCGAAGGAAAGAAGGGCGGCAAGGUCCUUACUCCCAACGACCUGGUCUUCAUGACCAUCGGUUCUCUGACCGAGAACUCAGGCCUGGGCGACCACCAGACGCCCGCAGAGCUGCGAGAUGGACAGGCACCCGCUUGGGACUUGUGGCGACGAAUUGCCGCCAAGAGCCCCGAAUUUGGUCGACCAGAGGUCUUUUGCGGCGACAUCUCCCAGUCGAAGUGGAUGUCGGCGACAGCGACAACACUGGACAAGCGCAUCCCCGAGUACAUCCAGAAGAUCUGCAAGCGAGACCCGUUUGCCGGCAAAGUCACCACGGGAGGUAUCAUCACCGUACGAGACUCGAAUUGGAUCAUGAGCUGGACGGUGAACCGCCAGCCGCACUUCAAGAAGCAGCCCAAGGACCAGAUCGUCGUCUGGAUCUACGGCCUUCUUGUGGAGAAGCCCGGCGACUACAUCAAAAAGCCCAUGCAAGACUGCACCGGCGAGGAAAUCACUAUGGAGUGGCUCUACCACCUCGGCGUUCCCGUGGCAGACAUUCCCGAGCUGGCCAAGACCGGUGCGAAAACAGUCCCCGUCAUGAUGCCCUACGUCACGUCGUUCUUCAUGCCCCGCCAGGCAGGCGAUCGUCCGAACGUUGUCCCCCAGGGUUCGAAGAAUUUCGCUUUCAUCGGACAGUUUGCCGAGACAACCAGAGAUUGCAUCUUUACGACCGAAUAUUCUGUGCGCACUGGCAUGGAGUCGGUGUACCAGCUCACCGGGGUGGACCGGGCUGUGCCUGAGGUGUACGCGUCGACGUAUGACCUCAGGUAUCUGUUGAAAGCGUCGCUUUUGUUGCGAGACGGGAAGGGACCGGCCCUGUGGGCGCCGGAGUUGCUGCAGGAGCAUCUCUAUAAGAAGUUGCAAGAGGCAGAGCUUCCACAGCUUGCGCAUGAGUAUGGGCUGGUCUGA